AUGGCUACUCCCCAUUUAUAUCACAGAUAUAACUCCAAAAGCUCUAACAAAAAUAUCAAUUCGAGCGGAAAUUCUACAGAGGUUGACCGUUUCAUUCCAAAAUCAGUUUCGAGAAAUGCUUAUAAGUCUAUUCCAAUGUUAAAUGGGUUUGACAUAAGUUACUCAGAACUUUGCGAGAAAUCUCCUUCACCUGAGCGGCUAUCAUCCCCUGAAUUCUUUAACGAACUGCGAAACACCGGGCAUUACGAAUCAAUCAGUACAACAAAUGAGUUUUCCAUGUCAAGUAUCUCUAGCUCUUCUGAGAGUCAAGUUACCAGAAGUGGAAGUGCAAGAGCUUCAAGAAACGAUUAUUCAAAAUUAACUAAAGAGCAAAAGGACCAUAGAAAGAAUAUUGCACAUUCUCUUGGUUUUCAAUUGCCCGACCGUGUCUUUACGUUUGAGACCACAAGUGCUGAAAUUCUGGAAAAGAAUAAAGCCAUCAAAAAUUGCUUUGGACCAGGAAGUUGCGCCGAAAUAAGAUCAACCUUUGACUUUAGUACACUCUCGCCCGAUGUUGCCCGUUAUUAUAUCGCUAAUUCUAACGCAAGAUCAGCUUCCCCACAAAGACAAAUCCAAAGACCUGCUAAACGAGUAAAGUCACAUAUUCCAUACCGUGUAUUGGAUGCACCUUGCCUGAGAAAUGAUUUUUAUUCGAACUUAAUUUCUUGGUCAAGAACCACAAACAACGUUUUGGUGGGACUGGGUUGCUCCGUAUACAUCUGGUCUGAGAAAGAAGGAGCGGUAUCUAUAUUGGACCAUCAAUACUUAAGUGAAAAGAGGGAUUUAGUGACAUGCGUCUCAUUCUGUCCUUACAAUACUUAUUUUAUUGUUGGUACAAAAUUUGGCCGUAUUCUUCUUUAUGAUCAAAAAGAAUUUUUUCAUUCCAGCAACACAAACGAAAAGGAACCAGUAUUUGUUUUCCAAACUGAAUCCUUCAAAGGAAUAUGUUGCCUAGAAUGGUUCAAACCAGGUGAAAUUUGCAAAUUUUAUGUUGGAGAGGAAAAUGGCAAUGUGAGCCUCUUUGAAAUAAAGAGUUUGCAUUUCCCCAUAAAAAACUGGAGUAAAAGACAAAAACUCGAAGAUGAAAAUUUAAUAGGAUUGAAACUUCAUUCCACUUAUCAAGCUCAGGCACAGCAAGUCUGUGGUAUUUCUCUGAAUGAACAUGCAAACCUGCUUGCAGUCGGCGGCAAUGAUAAUUCUUGUAGCUUAUGGGAUAUUUCCGACUUGGAUAAACCUAUUAAAAAGUUUGUUCUUCCACAUAAAGCGGCUGUGAAGGCCAUUGCCUUUUGUCCUUGGUCGAAGUCUUUGUUGGCUACGGGUGGUGGAAGCAAAGACAGAUGUAUUAAGUUUUGGCAUACAUCGACAGGCACAUUGUUGGAUGAGAUUUGCACCUCGGGACAGGUGACGUCUUUGAUAUGGUCGUUGAGACAUAAACAGAUUGUUGCUACUUUUGGAUUCGGUGAUACCAAGAAUCCUGUAUUAAUAACACUAUACUCAUAUCCAAAAUUAUCAAAACUACUCGAAGUUAGGUCGCCCAACCCUUUGCGUGUACUGAGCGCAGUAAUCUCUCCAAGUUCCAUGGCAAUUUGCGUUGCCACUAACGAUGAAACGAUAAGAUUUUAUGAACUGUGGAACGAUAAGGAGGAAAUAAUUAAUGAAAUUCAAGAGAGUGGGAUUUAUGGAUCUAAUAUUAUAGAAUAUAUGGAGGGUAUCGAAACAACACAUAACAAAAGAAUAAGGUAA
Messenger RNA from Saccharomyces cerevisiae S288C, 1782 nucleotides. It is a transcript of the gene AMA1, whose product is annotated as Ama1p. The record is from RefSeq and is marked reviewed. NCBI's taxonomy places the organism in Eukaryota, Fungi, Ascomycota, Saccharomycetes, Saccharomycetales, Saccharomycetaceae. The transcript is spliced from 2 exons. Gene Ontology annotation, molecular function: ubiquitin-protein transferase activator activity; anaphase-promoting complex binding. Bases 1 to 1782 code for a protein of 593 amino acids.